GUAACAAGUGUUCCUGAUCGACCCUGCUGCAAACUGGAAAUGAGCGCGAAACAGUCGAACGAAGCGGCGCGGCAGCCGGGGGUCGAAGUCCAGUCAUUGCGGGCCCAGCUUGCGCGGACCAGCGUGGAAUGUGGAACCCUCAAGGACAACAUAGACAAUUACGAGAAUAGCCAGUUCCGGGAAAAACCGCCUGCACAGGAAGACAAGAAAACAGCAAAAUCAAGAAAUAAACCUAAAUACCAUCAUCCGAAACAAGAACCAAUCGCCUUCCAUGCCGUUUGUGAUGUACAGAAGGUAGAGGGUCUGUGUGCUGGCCAGGUUAUAAGGUUCGAAACUCCACUGCUGAAUCACGGGGAUUCGUACAGUCCACUCGACGGAGUGUUCACCGCUCCCAUUCAUGGGCUGUUUCACUUUUCAGUAUCGAUUCUGAGCGACUACCCACCCAAAAAUCACGUCGAAGCAGAGGUUGUCAAGAAUGGAAACUGUCUCGCGCGAAUACAUGCGUAUUCCGCUGAGCGCAUGCGCGACCAGGGCUCGGUCGCCGUCACGACAGAGCUUCACGCGCAGGAUAAGGUGUGGGUGCGACUCAUUUACCCCGCAACCGCCGCCAUUUUCGGGAGCAGGUGGUCCUCUUUCACCGGACACCUCAUCGCAAAACUUUGAAUUAGUCCAACGAAGACUGACUGAUGUGUUUACGCUUUUUUUUCAAGGUAUAAGCAGCCACUGGUAUAAAACAGCGAUUAGUUGUCCACCGGGGAUACUUGUAUAAAACUAGAUAAGGUAUCAUGCAGCAGGUUAGCCUUUUGGUAAGUCUGCAUAUACAAGCAAUUUAAUUUAAACAACAAAAGUUAUUACUGGGUAAUAUUGACCAAUCAAUAGAUAGUUCGACAAAUUUGAACCAAACCAAAGAAUGAGCGGGAUUGGCCAGUAUGAUUAUUCAAAUGAUUAUAUUCAAAUGAUUAUAUUGGUUAACAGUAUGUUUCGGAUAUUGAUUAUGUUGCCGAAUAACUAUGACCAAUCCAAACAAUAACAAGUUUUAUACAGUCGGCAGCAGAUGGAGUUUUACCUUUAAUAUAUUUCUAAAUGAACAUGAUGCACUUCGAAUAUAAUGUUCAAGACUCCAAGUCAGGCAGGACUAUACAAUGGCUCUCCAGCCAUUCCUGUUUUUUUUUGUUUUUCCUAGUUAUUUUUAAGUGUUCCUUGUUGUUCCUAGUAGUCAUAGUUUUUCAUUUGCAGUAUUAUGUCUGAAAGUUUCAAUUUUGUGUUUUCAUCAUGUCUUGAAGAUUUUCUUGCAGACAACAAUGUAGAGAUGUUCAGCUGGUCUGUCUGUGCUACUGACAGAAGUGGUUUCGUGUCACUGAUACAUAGUUUGGCCUUCACCCAUGGUGAUUUAAGGUUGGACUAUGCCGAAGUGACGCCAAACAGAAGCAAUUUACAUUUACUUGCAUUUAUUUCUGUGCAUUAUGCCCAUUUAUAAGCAAUAAAUUGCCUUCGUUAAUUUUUCCCAGUA
Molecule: messenger RNA, 1510 nt
Organism: Mya arenaria
Lineage: Eukaryota; Metazoa; Mollusca; Bivalvia; Myida; Myidae
Product: complement C1q-like protein 4
Exons: 3
Coding region: 40-663 (207 amino acids)
Molecular function (GO): protein binding
Source: RefSeq, a predicted model, not a curated record